Messenger RNA from Aspergillus steynii IBT 23096, 2318 nucleotides. RefSeq names its product SKN1/KRE6 family beta-glucan synthesis-associated protein. The transcript has 6 exons. The record is from RefSeq and is a predicted model, not a curated record. Lineage: Eukaryota; Fungi; Ascomycota; Eurotiomycetes; Eurotiales; Aspergillaceae. Gene Ontology annotation, cellular component: endoplasmic reticulum membrane; plasma membrane. Gene Ontology annotation, molecular function: glucosidase activity. The coding region runs from base 1 to 1953 and encodes 650 amino acids. Gene Ontology annotation, biological process: (1->6)-beta-D-glucan biosynthetic process; fungal-type cell wall organization.
AUGACCGACAAUUUGACCAACCCGCCGACGCAAGAAAAACCUCACAUUCGACUUAAUUCGGGUCAACAUGAACCGCUUGAAGACAUGGAGAAUGAGAACCCGCCACCACGGCCACAGUCCAUCGGACGGGCCUUGACACCAGGAAUGAUGACGUCGAACUCAUCACAGACGAUACCAACCGUAUACGGAUCACCCGUCGCUCAAGAUUCAACAGAGUUCCUCAUACCGCCGAAACCCUCUCGGCGUCGCGAAGACUACGACAGCGUGGCCUCGCCAAAUCUGUCCAUGGUCUCGUCGCGGCGAACGAGCUGGAGCUCUGGAGAUACUCGAAAAUACUCUUACACGCGAAUGGAGGAUUCUCGAGCACCGUCGCGCGCAGGGAGCGACGAAAAUGAUGUAAACACGCAAACUGUUACCGAGAAAUUCAACAUCAUGCCGACGGAGGGGUUACUUCUGUUCCCGGAGGAUGUGGAGAAAGAUGAUUACCUGCACAAUCCUGACCCUAAUGAGCGGGAGAAAGAGUGCGAUAUUUGGAACCGUCGAGGGAUGAUCAACGUCGGUGGGCUCGUUUUGCUGACUCUGGGAUUUCUGGUCUUGUUCGUCGGCUAUCCUGUAAUAACUGCCGCGAAAAAUUUACACAAAGGGGGAAACCCGGUAUGCGAAGCUGGGGACACACUCUGUCUUGACGUAGGGGAGCGACCGGUGCUCUCCAACCUACGUAAAGGGCUAAUAGAUCCCGACACGCCGGAAUCUGCGAAGACGAAGACGUCUGUGGACGGCAAGGAGUGGAAGCUAGUGUUCUCGGAUGAAUUCAACACCCCUGGACGCACCUUCUACGAUGGAGAUGACCCGUAUUACCAGGCAGUGGACAUCUGGUAUGGUGUGACACAAGACUUGGAGUGGUACGACCCCGACGCCGUAACGACAAGGGAUGGCGUUCUUGAAUUGAGGUUUGAUGCGUUCAAGAACCAUGAAUUGAAGUAUCGUUCCGGCAUGGUUCAAAGUUGGAACAAACUCUGCUUUACGGGAGGUCGUCUAGAAGCCAGUAUAUCCCUGCCCGGCUCCGGCGAUGUCUCUGGUUUCUGGCCGGGUUUCUGGGCCAUGGGAAAUCUCGGCCGCCCUGGAUAUGCCGCGACAACCGAUGGUAUGUGGCCAUACAGUUACCAUGAUAAGUGCGAUCCAGGGAUCACUCCCAACCAAAGUUCUCCGGACGGAAUCAACUUCCUCCCCGGAAUGCGUCUUCCAGCCUGUACAUGCGACGGGGGAGACCAUCCGACCCAAGGGAAAUCCAGAAGUGCACCAGAGAUCGAUGUGAUCGAAGCCAGUGUGAUCCCAUUGAACGACAAUCCUAACGCGGUCGUCGGCUCUGUAUCGCAAAGUUUGCAGAUGGCCCCGUUCGAUGUCUGGUACAUGCCUGAUUAUGACUUCACCGCUGUUUAUGAUCCGACGAUCACGGAAAUCAACGACUACCGCGGAGGUGAAUUCCAACAAGCAAUGUCCGGCCUCACCAACUUGAACAAUGGCUGGUACAACGGCUCGGAAUAUCAAUCCUAUGCCUUCGAGUACGCCCCGGGCGGCGACGGCAAUGUCACCUGGUUCGUUGGUGCGGAUAAGACGUGGACGCUCGACGGCCGGGCUAUAGGCCCGAACGGCAAUGUUGGCCAGCGUGUUAUCCCGAUGGAGCCGUUGUCGAUCGUGAUGAACUUGGGAAUGGCGUUGAGUUUUGCCGCCAUUAACGACUCCAUCAAGAGCUAUAUGCCCGGAUAUAUGCGGUUCGAUUACGUCCGCAUCUAUCAAGACCCGGAUGAUGUUAGUGUUACUUGUGAUCCCCCGGGGUACGAGACGACCGAGUACAUCAAGCAGCAUCCCGAAGCGUAUAACAAUGUGAAUAAGACUACCUGGAAGGAUGCUGGCUACGAUUGGCCAAAGAACUCCUUUAUGCAUGGGUGCUAACCUUGUUACCUGUAAUCGUUUCCUUCUUUUCUCUUCUCUUCUCAUUGUACACGAUUGACGAGACCUUCCGAUUCAAUCCCGACAGCCAUCUCGCACCAGUCUUUCGUGAUCACACAUAUCUUCUUUUAACUACUUGUGGCAAUCUGUAUGAUCUGGGCGACGGGCAGCAUCUCAUGUUGACGGUCUUUGUGUCUCAUAACCUUUCUCACUCCAGCUGGUCCUCUUUAUGGUGUCGCCGUUUGUUUAGCGGCAUUGAUUCUCCGGUGUUGGGGCGUGUCGGGUUGGAAUUCUGGCUCAUUUUUCUUCUUUUUCUUUCCCCCCAUUUGGGGUAGCUGGGCUGGGGUUGGCCGCUUUGCAUAUUCUAG